Molecule: messenger RNA, 606 nt
Organism: Thamnophis sirtalis
Lineage: Eukaryota; Metazoa; Chordata; Lepidosauria; Squamata; Natricidae
Source: RefSeq, a predicted model, not a curated record
AUGACCAAUCUGAGCACCCAUUCUUCCCACAAUCCCAGUCCAGAGAGGAAAAACCUUUAUGAGACCCCAGCACUGUCCGAAUUGCAGAGAAUGGUAUGGGCCAGAGGAGGAUCUGACAACCAUGUGGACCAAGUGUGGCCAAACCUCUACCUUGGAGAUGCAUGGGCAGCAAGAAGUAAAUCCAUUCUUCAGAGCAUUGGCAUCACUCAUAUCCUUAAUGCAGCCGACGGGCCCUACAACAUCAACACUGGAGCUCGUUAUUACCGAGACCUGCCGAUUCAGUACUAUGGAGUGCAAGCUUUCGAUGACAAUUCGUUUGACAUAAGUGUCUUCUUCCACGAGGCUGCCGAUUUCAUACACAAGGCCUUAAAUACUGUAGGAGGCAAGGUCUUUGUCCACUGUGCUAUGGGACUAAGCCGUUCAGCCACUUUAGUGUUGGCGUACUUGAUGAUCCACGAAAACUUGACACUUGUGGAAGCCUUAAAAUCAGUGGACUCUCACAGAGGUAUCUGUCCAAACACUGGAUUCCUCAGCCAGCUCCGAGCCUUCGACAUCAAAUUAAACAAUGAAAAGAAGACAGCUAACACUAUGGCUAAAGGGGACUGA